Messenger RNA from Trichoderma harzianum CBS 226.95, 1416 nucleotides. RefSeq lists its product as hypothetical. The record is from RefSeq and is a predicted model, not a curated record. The transcript is spliced from 6 exons. The annotation marks the transcript as partial. NCBI's taxonomy places the organism in Eukaryota, Fungi, Ascomycota, Sordariomycetes, Hypocreales, Hypocreaceae. Gene Ontology annotation, molecular function: sterol binding. Gene Ontology annotation, cellular component: cytosol; intracellular membrane-bounded organelle; membrane.
GCAGUUCUCUCGCACAUCAUCUCACAAUUGCGUCCUGGCGCGGACCUGAGUCGCGUGGUCUUGCCCACCUUUAUUCUCGAGCCCCGAAGUAUGCUGGAGAGGAUAACAAACUUCAUGUGCCACCCCGAGAUGCUCCUGCAUAUUCCCACCAUCGACGAUCCCACCGAGCGAUUUGUAUCCGUCGUUAAAUUCUACUUGAGUGGCUGGCACAUUCGCCCACCGGGAGUCAAGAAACCGCUGAAUCCGAUCCUGGGCGAAAUCUUCUCCUGCUACUGGGAUCUCGAGGGCAACAAGCGUGCCUACUACAUCUCUGAACAGACUUCACAUCACCCUCCCAAGUCAAGCUACUUUUACAUGGCCCCCGAUCACCAUAUCCGAAUUGAUGGUACCCUCAAGCCCCGGAGUAGAUUCCUGGGCAAUUCCGCUGCCAGCUUGAUGGAGGGCAUUGCUUUCCUUACCUUGUUAAACAGGGGUAGCAAUAAGUCCAAGGGAGAGCAAUACAUAUUAACACAGCCCAACAUGUAUGCAAGAGGAAUCUUAUUCGGCAAAAUGAAGUAUGAGCUUGGCGACCACAGCUUUGUCCGGUGUCCCGAACUUGACUUGACCGCCGACAUUGAUUUCAAGACAAAGGGCUGGGUUGGAGGCACUUACAACGCUAUUGGCGGCGUAAUCAAGAGGGAGAGUACUGGCGAAGUCCUGUUUGAGCUUUCGGGCCUAUGGAGUGAAGAAAUGUUUAUCAAGGAUCUGAGGACUGGCCACCAAGACAUGUUCUUUAACGCUACCAAGUCAAAGCCCAGCCCACCAUUGGCUCGGCCAAUUAAGGAGCAGGAAGAGCGAGAAUCUCAAAGACUAUGGGAAAAGACCGCCAAGGCCGUUAAGGAACGCAACCACGAGCUAGCCACGGACGAAAAGACAAAGAUCGAAGACCGACAGCGCGAGGAGGCUGCCGCCAGGGCCCAUGACAAUGUCGAAUGGCUCCCGCGCCUCUUCCGUGCUGUUAGGAGCGGGCCUGGAGAGCCAGAGGAAGGCGAAGAGAGCUUGGAGUGGAUCAUCAAUGCUCAUAUCGAUACCGCAGCAUCUCCCGAGAAGCAGACAGAACAGAUCCUCGCCAUAUACCCAAUUGUAGCUGGCCAGACAUCUGGCGGCGCGACAUCCAUUCCGCCACAGGCUACCUCGCCAAAGGUGACCAAAAAGUCGACAAACCAUGUGGUUGAAAACCCCAAGGAAGUCGAAAAGCCUAAGGAAGAGGAUAGCCUAAUUGACUUUGGUAAUGAAGAUGCUCCCACACCGGCUGCAAAGUCCCCGGACGAAAUCGAGCGCAUGCUCACGGCGACUGGCAAACCCGCAGAAGGCCCCCUGAUCGACUUUACUCAGGAGAUGAAAAAGGACUUGCCGGCAGAUGGCGACCUCCUGUAG